Fusarium odoratissimum NRRL 54006 is the source of this 585-nucleotide messenger RNA. Its product is annotated as woronin body major protein. Gene Ontology annotation, molecular function: RNA binding; translation elongation factor activity; ribosome binding. The transcript has 2 exons. NCBI's taxonomy places the organism in Eukaryota, Fungi, Ascomycota, Sordariomycetes, Hypocreales, Nectriaceae. The coding region runs from base 1 to 585 and encodes 194 amino acids. The record is from RefSeq and is a predicted model, not a curated record. Gene Ontology annotation, biological process: positive regulation of translational elongation.
AUGGGUUACUACGACGACGACGGUCACUACAACUCUUUCCGCGCCGGUGCUCACAAGCUCGGUGAUCGCAUUGCCCAUGGAGGUCGUCGCGAUAUUGAGAUUGACAUCCACGAGGGUCCUCGUCCCUCUGCUGACUGCCUUCCCAACACCGUCAGCAUCCCCUGCCACCAUAUCCGUCUGGGUGACUUCCUGAUGCUCCAGGGCCGCCCCUGCCAGGUCAUCCGCAUCUCUACCUCCUCUGCCACCGGUCAGUACCGCUACCUUGGUGUCGAUCUCUUCACCAAGCAGCUCCACGAGGAGUCCUCUUUCAUCUCCAACCCUGCCCCCAGCGUUGUCGUUCAGUCCAUGCUCGGCCCUGUCUUCAAGCAGUACCGUGUCCUCGACAUGCAGGAGGGUCAGAUCGUUGCCAUGACUGAGACAGGUGACGUCAAGCAGGGUCUCCCCGUCAUUGACCAGUCCAACCUCUACUCCCGCCUCAGCAGCGCUUUCGAGUCCGGCCGUGGCUCCGUCCGUGUCCUCGUCCUCAACGACGGUGCUCGUGAGCUCGCCGUUGACAUGAAGGUCAUCCACGGCUCUCGCCUGUAA